AUGGGUCAGUCCACCCCAUGGGUCAGUCCACCCCAUGGGUCAGUCCACCCCAUGGGUCAGUCUGUCCGCCCCAUGGGUCAGUCUGUCCGCCCCAUGGGUCAGUCUGUCCGCCCCAUGGGUCACUCUCCCCCAUGGGUCAGUCCGGCAGACAUGCUUGAAGUGACACAAGACUCGGUUCGCCCCUUCCGUGUCGACCCCUCGGUGGACCACGGCAUAGCGCGGUGCACAAUAGAGGACCUCAAGGGUGGGGACAAGGCACUCAACGCCCAGCUUCUCACAGACGCCUUUGGCGGGCAGCAGGGGGGCAUCGCUGAUGCUCUCGUGCUGAACGCGGGCACGGGGCUGGCAGCGUGUGGGGUGGCAAGGGACGUGGGCGAGGGCAUAGCCAUGGCUCAGGAGGCGCAGCGCAGCGGCAAGGCCCUCCUAGUGCUUGACCAAUGGGCCGCCCUCUCUCAGGUGAUAAUCGCCUGA
Messenger RNA from Closterium sp. Naga37s-1, 471 nucleotides. NCBI's taxonomy places the organism in Eukaryota, Viridiplantae, Streptophyta, Zygnematophyceae, Desmidiales, Closteriaceae. The record is from the annotation of a GenBank genome assembly.